GUAUAUAUUUUGGGCAAACGAGAGAGAGAGAGAGAAAGAGAGAGAGAGAGAGAGAGAGAGAGAGAUGGCAAAAGGAAGACGAAAUCUAGGCGAACUAGGAGUGGAGGAGAUGAUCAGAGCCGGUUUGUCGUUGGAUGAAGCUCGAGCUUUCCACGAGGCUGUCAAAGGCGCAAUUGGUCGAACAGGGGGAGGGUCGUCGCCUGACCCGAAGGAGCUAUGGCGCCAGCUCUCAGAGGGACGGGUUCUCAAACCUUCGCACCCACAUGCUCUGCACCAGCUCGUCUAUUACACCGUCUACUCCCACUGGGACGUCUCCACCCAAGGCCCUCCUCUUUACUGGUUUCCUUCUCCGCUGCAGUCCAAAAGCACGAAUCUGGGGCGUAUGAUGGAAAUUCAUGGUCCAAAGUUGUUGGGGACAUCAUAUAAAGAUCCUAUAACAAGCUUUAGCCUCUUUCAGAAGUUCUCAGUCCAACAUCCAGAAGUCUACUGGUCUAUUGUUCUGAAAGAGCUUUCUGUUAUAUUUCGUGAAGACCCAAAGUGUAUUCUAGAUACCACUGACAAAUCAAAGCAUGGGGGAACAUGGUUAUCAGGUUCAGUUUUAAAUAUUGCAGAAUGUUGCUUGUUACCUACAGAUUGUCCACGAAAACAGAAUGACAGCAUUGCUGUGGUAUGGAGGAAUGAAGGUUCUGAUGAUUCUCCUAUUAACAGAAUGACAUUAAGAGAAUUUCGAGAACAAGUAAUGGUGGUGGCAAAUGCUCUUGAUACAAUGUUUUCAAAAGGUGAUGCAAUUGCAAUAGACAUGCCAAUGACAGUCACUGCAGUUAUAAUAUACUUGGCAAUUGUACUAGCAGGAAUGGUGGUUGUAUCAAUAGCUGAUAGCUUUGCAGCAAGGGAAAUAGCAACACGCUUACGUGUGUCAAAAGCAAAGGGAAUAUUUACUCAGGAUUUUAUCGUAAGAGGAGGAAGAAAAUUUCCGUUGUACAGUCGUGUUUUAGAAGCCAAUCCAUGCAAAGCUAUUGUGGUACCUUCUAUUGGAAAUGAUGUGGGAGUUCAAUUAAGAAAGCAUGAUUUGUCAUGGCAAGAUUUUCUUUCUCGUGUUGCUCACCUUCCAAGAUCAAGUUACUAUGUUCCAUUUUAUCAACCAAUGGAAUCUGUAACUAAUAUACUCUUUUCAUCUGGAACCACAGGAGAUCCAAAAGCUAUUCCAUGGACGCAACUUUCUCCAAUUCGAAGUGCAGCUGAUGGAUGGGCACACGUUAAUAUCCAACCUGGAGAUGUUUACUGUUGGCCCACAAAUCUAGGGUGGGUGAUGGGGCCAAUUUUACUAUAUUCGUGCUUUUUAACUGGUGCUACUCUAGCUCUGUAUCAUGGAUCUCCUCUUAGUCGUGGAUUUGGAAAAUUUGUUCAGGAUGCAGGAGUGACUCAUUUGGGCACAGUACCAAGCAUUGUUAAAGCCUGGAAGACUACACGUUGUAUGGACGGUCUAGAUUGGACAAAUAUAAAGUCAUUUGCUUCGACUGGGGAAGCUUCCAAUGUUGAUGAUGACUUAUGGCUUUCUUCACGAGCUUUCUACAAGCCUGUUAUUGAAUGUUGUGGGGGUACAGAGCUUGCAUCUUCAUACAUUCAAGGAAGUCCUCUGCAACCGCAAGCUUUUGGAGCAUUCAGUACAGCUUCAAUGACAACUGGUUUUGUCAUUCUUGAUGAUCGGGGAGUUCCUUUGCCAAAUGAUCAACCUUGUGUGGGAGAAGUGGGAUUGUUUCCUCUUUAUAUGGGAGCAACUGAUAGAUUACUCAAUGCUGAUCAUGAGGAUGUUUACUUCAAGGGAAUGCCGAUAUAUGAAGGAUGGCAUCUCAGAAGGCAUGGUGAUAUAAUUAAGAGAACAGUUGGAGGAUAUUUUGUUGUACAGGGCAGGGCUGAUGACACCAUGAAUCUUGGUGGCAUCAAGACUAGUUCAGUUGAAAUUGAGCGUGCCUGCGAUAGAGCUGAUGAAAAUAUAUUGGAGACCGCUGCAGUAAGUGUGUCACCAGUAACUGGUGGACCAGAACAACUGGUUAUAUUUGUAGUACUAAAGAAAGGAUCUAUCUGCAAUGCUGACCAGUUGAAGAUGAAAUUCUCAAGAGCCAUUCAGAGAGAUCUCAAUCCCCUGUUUAAGGUGAGCCUUGUUAAGAUUGUGCCAGAGUUCCCUCGCACAGCAUCAAACAAGUUACUGAGGAGGGUUCUGAGAGAUCAAAUAAAGCAUCAACUUUCUAUGCCAAGUAGACUUUAGAGGCUGUUUAGUUCCAUUGCCAUUUAUAUUUAAUAAACGCUUUGUACGGCAUUUAUUGUGGUACUGGUAAGGGGGCGCUCUUUUUCUGGAUAUUGAGAGGGGGGAAAGUUGGUCAAUGGGAUUUUGAUUUCCAUUGACUAAAAAUCCCAUGUUCUUUUUUCAGAUUUAUGUGGGGACCARGGAAAGUUUAUUUUCCCAAGUACCAGGUACCACUUACCUAGGUAAGUGUGAUGCCCAUCUCCUAGGUGRGUAAAUAAUUUUCUCACCUUAGAGGAAAUUUGYCAAUACUUGAAUAGGACAAAAAUGCCCUUUGUAAUAAUGGAUUUUUAUGGCUAAAAUGGUCAUUGUCUUGUUUGCAUGGGAAAUAAAAGAACAUGAGUAAAUGUACUUACCCAGGUAAACAGGGCAUAAGACAUUGCACUUGAAUCCAUUAGUCCAAGUUCAAAUUUUGUUGGUUCCUCUUUUUUC
Molecule: messenger RNA, 2734 nt
Organism: Nelumbo nucifera (sacred lotus)
Lineage: Eukaryota; Viridiplantae; Streptophyta; Magnoliopsida; Proteales; Nelumbonaceae
Gene: AAE18
Product: acyl-activating enzyme 18
Source: RefSeq, a predicted model, not a curated record